AUGAUAUAUGGGUUUGGUGGGAGGGAACUGGGAAUGUCAUCAAGUGCGUUUAACAUCGAUUGUAGAUCGCACACCGUGCAACCACUCCCCAACAUGCCUAUACCCAUGACUAAUACAGUUGCUGGCUUUCUCGACGGGAAAGUUUACGUACUUGGAAACUGCAGUAUGAAGUCACAGAGUAUUGUGGUGUUCAAUACAGAAACAAAAAUGUGGGAGCCUGUGGUGAUAAAGCCAGACACUACUACACCACCUAGGAUGAUGUGGGUCAAGGGUUGGAUGGGAGUGAUGGCUGAUAAGAUAUACAUGAAGUACAAUGGGAACAAGCUUGUUUACGUGCCAAAGGAAAGUAAAUGGGAAACAGACCAUGUACUGAGUUCUAAGUACUAUGAUGGUGGUAGUGCGCAGAACCGGUCCUGA
This is a messenger RNA of Eruca vesicaria subsp. sativa (arugula), 417 nucleotides long. Lineage: Eukaryota; Viridiplantae; Streptophyta; Magnoliopsida; Brassicales; Brassicaceae. The record is from the annotation of a GenBank genome assembly.